Elephantulus edwardii (Cape elephant shrew) is the source of this 3453-nucleotide messenger RNA. RefSeq names its product trichohyalin-like. The record is from RefSeq and is a predicted model, not a curated record. Gene Ontology annotation, molecular function: transition metal ion binding; calcium ion binding. The transcript has 5 exons. Lineage: Eukaryota; Metazoa; Chordata; Mammalia; Macroscelidea; Macroscelididae. The coding region runs from base 1 to 3453 and encodes 1150 amino acids. Gene Ontology annotation, biological process: intermediate filament organization.
AUGUCUCCACUUCUGAAAAACAUCUGUGACAUCACUGAAACUUUCAACCAAUAUGCCUCAAAUAAGUGUGAUGGGGCAGCACUAAGCAAGAAAGACCUAAAGGAACUCCUUGAAAGGGAAUUUGGAGAUGUUCUCCAGAGACCACAUGACCCUGAGACGGUGGACACUGUCCUGCAAAUUCUAGAUCGUGACCGUGAUGGGCUUAUCAACUUCAACGAGUUCCUCCUGUUAACUUUCAGAAUCGCCCAUGCCUGUUACUAUGCUCUCCAACAGGCUACGGGGUUUGAGGAGAAGGGUGCAAAAUGUGAAGAGAAGGGGAACAGGCAAGAAGAAGACCAAAGGAGAUUGGAGCACAGGGACAGGCCUUUUGAAGAAGAACGUCAGCAGAAGCGGCGCCAAGAGCAAGAGAGGGAACUCGCUGAGGAAGAGUUAAAGAAGGAAAGGCAAGAAAGGCGUGAGUUGCAAGACAGGCUUCGCUGUGAAGAGGAGCAGAGGCGACAAAGACGAGGACUCCAAGAGCAGGAAGAACGCCGCCGCCAGGAGCAGAAAGAGCAGUGGCGUAAGGAUCAGGAGCCGGAGGAGUUUCCCGAGGAAGGACAACAGCAAAGGCGAGAGAGACAGGAACUGAAGAGGGAACGCUGUGAAGAAGAGCAAAGGCUCGAGGAAGAGAAAAGGCGAGAGCGACAGCAGCAGCGUCAAAGGGAGUUUCAGGAGGAAGAAGAGCAACUGCAAAGGCGAGAGAGACAGGAGAGGCGCAAAAGUCAGCUUCAGGAGGAAGAAGAACAACGGCAACGGCGCCAGCAGCUAGUGCGCCGGGAAGAAGAGCCGCUUCCAAGGCAGGAACGUCAGGAACUGAAGAGGGAGCGCUUUGAAGAGGAGCGCAGGGAACGCCGUGAAGAAGAGUCCCUGACCCAGAGAGCGCGCUGGGAGGAAGAAGAGCAACAGCAGAGGCGGGAACGACAAAAGCUGAGGAAAGAGGAGCAGCAGCUGCAAAGGCAGAGGCGCGAGCUUGAGGAGUCCCGGGAGCAGCAGCAGAGGCGCGAACAAGAGCGCCAUGAGCAAGAGCUGGCAGAGGAAAGGCGGGAGCAGGCCCGAGAGCAGGGCAAGAGCCGUGCCCCAAGGUGGCAGUGGCAGCUGGAGAGCGAGGCUGACGCACGUCAAAGCAAAGUCUACUCGAGGCCCAGCCGGCAAGAGGAGCAGAGGCGCCACUUGGAGCAGGAGGAGGUGAGGAGGCUGCAACAGGAGCGUGAAUGGCAACUAAGAGAUGAGCACGAGGAGGACAGCCUGCGUGGUGCCAGGCCCAGGCAGCUCCAGGAGGAGCGUGAGCAGCAGUGGCGGAGAGAGGAACAUAAUCUCUGGCGGCAGCAGCAAGAGGAAGAAGCGGAGAAGCGCCGUGACCUCAAAUGGCAAUGGGAGCUGGAGGAUGAAAGGGAGAGGCGCCGCCAGAGGCUGUCCACCAGGCCCUCGCUGAGGGAGCAGCAGAGGGAACGCCAGGAACAGCAGUUCCUUGAAGAGGAGGAGCAGCAGCGCCGCCAGCGACGCGAGAGAGAGCAGGAGCGGAGGUUCCUGGAGGAGGAGGAGCGGCUCCAGAGACGCCAGCGAGAGAGAGAACAGGAGCAGAGGUUCCUGGAGGAGGAGAAGCGGCUUCAGAGACGCCAGCGAGAGAGAGAACAGGAGCAGAGGUUCCUGGAGGAGGAGGAGCGGCUCCAGAGACGCCAGCGAGAGAGAGAACAGGAGCAGCGGUUCCUGGAGGAAGAGGAGCGGCUCCAGAGACGCCAACGCCAGCGAGAGAGAGAGCAGGAGCAGAGGUUCCUGGAGGAAGAGGAGCGGCUCCAGAGUCGCCAGCGCUCACAAUUCCGGGAGGAGCGAGAACUCCAAGAGGAACAGGAAAGGAGGCAACGCCAAGAGGACCAGCGCCGUGACCAAAAAUGGAGGUGGCAGGUGGAAGAAGAAAGCCAGAGACGCCACCAGGUGCUGUAUUCCAAACCAGCCAAGAGGGAGCAGCUGAGGGAGGAAGAGCCACUCCUGCGUCAGGACCGAGACCAAAGGUACCGUGAGGAGGAGCUGCAGAGAAAAGAACAGGAGAAGAGAAGAAGCCAGCAGCGGGACAGGCAAUAUCGGGAGAAAGAACAGCUGUGGCAAGAAGAGGAAGAGCUGCAGNNGCAGCGGGACAGGCAAUAUCGGGAGGAAGAACAGCUGCGGCAAGAAGAGGAAGAGCUGCAGAAGGAGAAGAGAAGACGCCAGCAGCGGGACAGGCGCUAUCUGGACGAGGAACAACUGCAGGGGGACCGGAGACGCCAAGCCUGUGACCAGCAGUAUAGGGAGGAGGAGAAGCCGCAGCGCCGAGACAGGGAGCAGCAAUUUCGCAAUGAAGUUCAGCUCCAAGACCCACUGGAGCGAGAAGAGCAAGAGAAAGCCAAAAGGCGAGACCAGAAGUUCAGAGAGAAAGAGCAGCAGCUGAGAGAAGAACGAGAGGAGAAGAGAGGGCACCAGGAAAGAGACAGGAGGUUCCCAGAAGAGAGCUUCCAGCAGUCCCGAGACAGACGAUUCCAGGAGGAGGAACAGCUGCGCCAGCAGGAGCGCGACCAAAAGUUCCGCGAGGAAGAGCAGCUGCGUGAGGAGCGCAAGGAGGAACAGUGGCGCCGCCAGCAGAGGGAUAGAAAAUUCCGCGAGGAAGAGCAGCUGAGUCACCACCAGAGGGACAGAAAGUUCCUAGAAGAGGAACAGUUCCGCCGUGAACGAGAACAGCAGCUGCGCCGCCAGGAUGAGGACAGAAAGUUCCGCGAUGAUGAGGAGCGUGAGGAGGAACAGUGGCGCCGCCAGCAGCGGGCCAGAAAGUUCCACGAGGAGGAGCAGUUUCGCCACCAGCAGCGUGACCGAAAGUUCCGCACAGAAGACCAGCUGCGCAGUCAGGAGCCCGAGCAAGAGCUUCGCCAAGAGCGAGACCGAAAAUUCCGUGAGGAGCAACUGCUCCGCCAGGAACGAGAGGAGCAGCAGCUGCGCCGCCAAGAUUUAGAAGGUGAUUUCUCUCGGAGAGAACCACUGAGACGCACAGAGCAGGAGGAAGAACAGAAGCGCUGGCGGCAAAGAGACCGCAAGUUCCUAGAGGAAGAACAGAACCUCCAGUUGCAAGAGGAAGAGAAACUGCUCCGCAGGGAACAGGACAGAAAGUUCCGCCAGGAAGAAGAGCAGCAGAGGCGUGAGGAGCACGAAGAGCAGAGGCUCAGGCAGGAGCGAGACCGGCAGUACCGCGCUGACGAGCAGUUUUCCCGGGAUAAGAGGCGCCGCCAGGAGCAAGAACUGCGCCAAGAGGAAGAGCAGAAACGCCGUCUGGAGACGGAGAGGAAAUUCCAGCAGGAAGACCAGGGCAAGCGUCAGUUUGCCAGUGCCCCAGUGCGCUCCAGCCCCCUCUAUGAGUACAUCCAAGAGCAGAGAUCUCAAUACCGCCCUUAA